UGCUUGUCAGUUCGGUUUCAGAGGCCUUCUUGCACAGCUGUGUGUGGCAAAGUAGAUACGUGAAACUGUGUGGAGUUUCUCGGGCGAUAAUGCGGUAGGAUGGGGUCGACAGAAAACAAUGCCAGCCCUGGCCCAAUCGCCCUGAAAUGGGUUCAACUGCUUGAGAAGGAGUUCGAUAAGGUUUACAUCGAGUUGGACUCGAUGCUUGGCGACCUAGAGGAAAAACAUCAGCCGUUGUGCUAUCAGGGAAGGGAACGGCUAUCUGCAAUGUGUGCUGCCUUUGGCCAGCUAGUGCACAAAGCGCUCGCCGUCGGCGAGCUAAAUGUGAAACUACAGGCCCAACUAGAUGAGACAAAGGGGCUGCUCUAUUCCGCGGAGUCCGCUCGAGUUGUCGCGGAUAAGGAGGCACGGGCGCUGCUCGCACGGCUUCAGGCUGCACAGCUUGAAGCAUCCCGGCAGAGGAGGGUGUCCUCGGACGGUGAUGCUCAGGCCAUCCAGGCUAAGCUGGAAGAGGAUCUCAAACAGGUGCUGGAGGAGGUUGGCCAGGACGCACGUCAGAGAGCAGAAUUGGUAUUUCUGCGAGCGGAAAAUGAUCGAUUGCGAAAGAUUCUAGCCAAUAACGAGAGUGAACUUGUAGGCGCAAAGCUUGCCGCGAAAUAUCUCGACAAGGAGUUGGCCGGCAGAAUUCAACAAAUACAACUGCUUAAUGGUAAUUUAAAGCCAGCCGAGCAGGACCGUCUCUGGAGUCAACUUCAAUCGGAAAUCCGUCUUCAUCGACACAAGAUGGUGAUUCGUGCAUGCAGGGCUCGACUAAACCGGCUGGCGUUAGAAGAGGAACGUGCUCGAGCAGCCAGGAUGCCUCCAUCAGGGGAAGUUCGCAGAGUUGUAAUCUACAAAGCACAUAAUGAGGGACUCGGCAUUUCAAUUACCGGUGGAAGGGAACACAGAGUCCCGAUCGUUGUGAGUGAAGUUCACCCUCAUAUGGCUGCGUGGCGUUCCGGUCAACUUUUUGUAGGAGACGCAGUUUUAGCGGUUAACGACAUUGAUAUUCGCCAGUGCCUACACGACGAGGCUGUUGAGAUAUUGAGCCGUCAGGAAGGUAGCGUCGAGCUCGAUUUACUCUGGAUAGAUGAACAUGCUGACAAGACCACGCAAGAACAAGAAGCUCGAACCGAAGCGCACGAUGCCAUGAUGAAGUACCAUUUUUUCUUGCCAAAGGAUCUGGCUGGAGGCGAUGCCGCUGAAGUACUUGAAGAAAACGGGUCAAUCGCUUCACAGGAAACCAAAUCUUCGUCACCUAAAACCGACGUGUCGGUGAAGGGCAGUGAUUCAGGUUCCCUCGACUGAGUGAGAUCUACUGCAGCCGAUUGGAGGAAGAGAUCAAGAGAAGCAGGUGUUGAUGUUAUGGCGAUGGCGCUUAUUAUGAUUUGGACACUAUUGCGACCAAAAGGAAGUGUGGACGAAACUGAAACAGAAUGACUCGCAUACACAACGCUCUUGUUGUGGCAUAUAUUGCACCACAGAAAUGUCGUGUAUUCAUUACUGCUACUAUAUGAUUAUUAUCACUAUUAUUGCUGAUUAUUAGUAGUAUUAAUUUUGCCCUUACCGCAUACCCAUAACCGCCCUGGUCUCACUGUAUCGAAAUAAUUGUAUCGGCCUUCAGACGGUCAAGGCUUGAUUAUAUGUGGGCACUACCUAUCCGUGUUCUUAAUCAUGCUGUCUUGACUAGCGCAGUAUACAGAAGACAAGGAGCUUAUUGGUUGUGUGGUAAUUUUCCACUGAAAUAGUCGCUCCAAAUCCACAGUUCGAAUCCUUUCGGACUUAUGUAGUGAACUAAUGUAAAAUUAGUUCUACAACUAGAGGACUAGUUCGCUUUACUUAAUUAUAUUUUCAUUGUUCGUUCCACUCCGCCGCUUUAUGGUGUUGAGUACGGUUGGUUCGUUAGCGUGCGUACUAUCGAACUGUCCGCUGCAACCGGAAACCGAUUAACGUAUGUGCCGGCACGGCGCGUCUCUGGAGCAUUAUAGUCCGAUAUAUAUAGAACAGUUCUUGUGAAAUAUCGUAAUGGCGUCGGGUAUGAUUGAAUAUAGUACUAUCAAAUUGACUGAAAGCAAUCUACACAGCAGAAAAAUAGGUGACGCAGCGUGUGGCGAGACAUGCCGAAUCAUGGAAAGUUUGGAAUGCAUACGAAGUUGAAGGUCAAACACGAUGUCACUGCACUUGAAGAUGGUUUCUUCCAAAAAAGAGCUUUCGAUGAGUCGGGAUGGCCUCAGCAAUGGUGACGGUCGAACUAGAGUCUGCUACGCGCAAAACAAAAUAACUGUAUGUUUUUUUGUCCAACAACAAAAAAUGCACAGUUAUUUGUGUACAUAGAGGUUGGUUGGUGUCGCCUAUUGAAGUGAAAAUCAUCCUUUGGGAUGUAACUGUAAAUAAAGAGAAAUGUUGGUGAUUGCCAGUUGAGUGCGUAUUGUUAAAUGAGUAAGCCUUAUGGCACAGUGAACAUUUAGAGGAACUUUUUAAUUCAUAGGCACUCGUAAAUAGCAUGGCAAUAUACACGUUAUUUUGAACAAGGAAGCAUGCACCCAUAAGCUUGAUCUAAAACAUAGAGGGUUAUGACCUGGCUUCCAUAGCAGGUUUGAUUACCAGCAAAAACAGCUAUUCCAGCUUCAGCUUACGAAAUACGAAGGGUGAGUUUUAGCCAGGCUUAGUAACCUUCGACCUAAAAAUUUCUACGUUUAUUAUUCCAGCUUAUCAUAUGUACCACCCGUGGCCCGAACGAGCUAGUUUUAUUAAUGUGAAGAGAAAUGUCAGUUCGUGCAUGGAGAAAAGCCUAGGACUGCUUUGAAAAUCAUCGAACUUAAUGAUCGAACGAGUAUCGUUUAAGAUAGUGGUAUCGUUAAAGUAGAGAGGAUCCGAAAUAUCUUUAUACCAUCUUCAUACGUGAAAGAGAUAUAGUAAACACUUUAAUGGGCUUUUGCUGUUAGCAAAAAAAAAUGUAUCUGCGCCGAAAGCGAAUCUUUUGGUUGGCAAAAUAAUUUAAACAUUUUUUCUCGACUACUACU
This is a messenger RNA of Varroa destructor (honeybee mite), 3062 nucleotides long. RefSeq names its product Golgi-associated PDZ and coiled-coil motif-containing protein-like. NCBI's taxonomy places the organism in Eukaryota, Metazoa, Arthropoda, Arachnida, Mesostigmata, Varroidae. Gene Ontology annotation, biological process: negative regulation of protein localization to cell surface. The record is from RefSeq and is a predicted model, not a curated record. Gene Ontology annotation, cellular component: membrane; trans-Golgi network transport vesicle; Golgi apparatus. Gene Ontology annotation, molecular function: transmembrane transporter binding.